AUGCUUUGGGCUGAGGGUCUGCUCCAAUUGGCGGCGCAGGUCAUGAUUUCUGGAGGUGAACCCACGAGCCUUGCAGCGCUGAGGGAUGCCCUGCACAGGAUCAUGAUGGGGGCCAGGGGCCAGCCUCUGAGGCCCCUGCACCCCAACAUCAUGCAGGCGAGGCAGGUGCUGGGCAAGAGGAAGGCUCCUGACUCAUGUGGCCCGUCUAUGUCUGGCAUUAGCCACAGGAGCUGCCACAGCGAGAGUGCCACGGCAACGUCAGGCAGGUCUGUAGACAAGGCGCAGGACUCUGAGCCUCUGCCACCACUGUCCCCAGAGCAGCAGCGAGUGGUUGACCUGGUCCUGUCCGGCAAGAGUGUCUUCUUCACCGGUUGUGCUGGCACUGGGAAGUCGCUGGUGAUCAAGCACAUGCUGAGGGCGCUGCCAGCGGCCACCACAUAUCUGACGGCCUCCACAGGGCUGGCAGCGUCUGCACUGGGAGGCACCACCCUCAAUGCAUUCGCCGGCAUUGGCAGGGCUGAAGGCGGCCUCCAGGCGUGA
Messenger RNA from Coccomyxa subellipsoidea C-169, 540 nucleotides. RefSeq lists its product as hypothetical. Gene Ontology annotation, molecular function: DNA helicase activity. Gene Ontology annotation, biological process: telomere maintenance; DNA repair. The record is from RefSeq and is a predicted model, not a curated record. Bases 1 to 540 code for a protein of 179 amino acids. The transcript has 4 exons. NCBI's taxonomy places the organism in Eukaryota, Viridiplantae, Chlorophyta, Trebouxiophyceae, Coccomyxaceae.